Cephus cinctus (wheat stem sawfly) is the source of this 2855-nucleotide messenger RNA. It is a transcript of the gene p53, whose product is annotated as cellular tumor antigen p53. Gene Ontology annotation, molecular function: RNA polymerase II cis-regulatory region sequence-specific DNA binding; DNA-binding transcription factor activity, RNA polymerase II-specific. NCBI's taxonomy places the organism in Eukaryota, Metazoa, Arthropoda, Insecta, Hymenoptera, Cephidae. Gene Ontology annotation, cellular component: nucleus. Bases 153 to 1217 code for a protein of 354 amino acids. The record is from RefSeq and is a predicted model, not a curated record. The transcript is spliced from 3 exons. Gene Ontology annotation, biological process: apoptotic process; regulation of transcription by RNA polymerase II.
CGUUUACAAUAUGGUGUCCCGUGCGGCUGGCGUGCGUCGGUAGCAGUCGGUAGUUGCGUUAUUUCAAUUUAUUUUAGCACAAUAGUGAAAAAUAUUCCAAUUUCUGUGUAAUUACGUGAUAACCAUAUCACCAUACGUGCAGUAAAAUUAUAAUGACGCACAAUAAUAUAUUGUCGGAUUCACAAGAGUCGGCUUUAAUUGAUGAUGCUACCUAUCAAGAAGUAUUGGACCAAAGCAUUGAUAUCGAAAAACUUCUGGGUUCUGACUUACUGCAAGAGCAGGAAGAAAAAUGUAAUAUUCAUUAUGAGCAAAUAGGCCCAGAUGUAUCAUAUCCAAUUUUACAAGUUGCACCACAAACGCCUCAAACAUAUAUUCCUGUCAAGGAUUCAUUUGCAGGACCAUGGAAUUUUAAAUUACUUACAAAUAACCAGAAUUCAGGCAAGCAGUGGGAGUAUUCAGUGCCACUAAACAAAGUCUUUAUCAAUAUGAUGCUAACACUACCGCUCAAAUUUAAAUGGGACAUUAUGGAACAAGGAGGCAUGUGGCUGAGGACCAUGAUGGUAUUCUCCUUAGAUCAAUAUCAAAGCCAUCCAGUUCAACGAUGUCCUAAUCACAUGUCAGCAACUGACCAGUCUAAUAAAAACGUUAGCCCAGAGAUGGUAAAACACGUUGUACGUUGUUUACAAUCGGACUGCAACUAUGAAGAGACAAAUGGACACUUCUCUGUUGUCGCGCCCCUUGCAAGACCACAGGCCGGAGCAGAUUACGUUCCUGUGAACUUCCAAUUCUUUUGCAAGAAUAGCUGCUCCUCUGGCAUGAAUCGCAGACCCACAGAGCUUCUCUUCAUCUUGGAGGAUAGUCACGGAGGGGUUCACGGUCGUCAAACACUGCCUGUAAGGAUUUGUAGCUGCCCCCGACGUGAUAAAAUAAAAGAGGAGGCAGAAGUUCCAGGCACGCGAAAUUAUGUAGCUGUGUCGGGUGGUAAGAAACGUAAAAUUUCAAUUCCGCAAGGAAAAAAAUUAGCAAUACCACUGACAACUGUAAACUCAAGCAAUACCGAUGUGUAUUCAUUAUCAUUUAACGUCGUUGGCAAAGAAAAUUCCAAAUUGGUACUUAAAUAUGCCUAUGACAUUAUGGCGGGUGAUGUAUCUCGUAAUGAAAGUCUGCAUGACAGCUAUAAGCCAUAUAUGGAUGCUCUCUUACAAAAAAAGCCAUAAAUUGAGAUUUUAAUUUUUUUUUACUUUCCAUAUUUUUAUUUUUACGGUCUCUUCCCUCAAUACUCAGUCAUCGAUCUCCCUAGACAGCUCCCAUUCCCGUCCGGCACCGCUAGCCACGUCUGCUAAAGCAUGUGCAAAACGCGGUGGUAUGUACGAAACGUAAUAAGCGUGUGUAGAUUGCUACCGUUAGUGAUUAUGUGAAUUACGAUUCAGUGCAGACGCAGACUAUUGAGAGCUUGAAGAUCGAGACGACCGGACUAUUGAGGGAAACAACUGUAAUAGUAUUAAAGCAUGCCCAGUGUAUCUGUACUUGAAUAAGCGUCUGAAAGUUCAAUCUCAACUACAUCGAGUCGUGUAUUUAUCAUUCUUUAUUUCAAAUGAAAACCAUAAAGUUUGUCCAUUCUCGCGUCAAUCUUUCUUUUCUGAACUUUGUGUUUCAUCAGGUCAGAAAAUCGAGGGAUAAUCCUAUAUCUCGUUUUUAAUUUGUAUUCUUUGUCGUAUUUCUCCUGAUUUAUUUUAGACAUUGAAGAACAAACAGUGAUGCAUGACAUGUUAGAAUAUUCAAUGCAACAGUUAAACACUGCAUAUAUAUGAAUUAUGGUAUUGCUCUUAGUCAAAUCAACAAAGAUUAAAUUUACUUGAAAUUAAUUACAGUGGAACCGCUUCAAUGGUUUCAAUGUACUCCGUUAAUUGUUCGUAUCGCGUAGCAUAAUUUAAGGGACGUUACAACAGUAAUUUAGUAUCGUGGGAUACAGUAUUGUUUUAAUAAUUCAAGAGAAACGACUGAUUAUUAACAUGCGUUAUACCUGGAGCAAAUGCAUUACUCGCCAUACGUUAUUUUAAGUUGUUUAUUGUUCUACUUUAUAUAUACAUUAUACAUUAUUACUCAUUAGUUUAUUGUUAGCAUGGACAAUAGUUACCAAGCGGCCGUUCGACUUGUGUAAUUGUGCCAUGCCGUAAUUUCUGCAUUUUUAUAAUUAAAUCUAAAUCGAUGCAAUUAUUUGUAUAUAAGUAAACCGAUCAAAUUAAUCUGGGAGUGGGCGCGUGGGGUGUCUGGGACAUUCCAAAUCAAUGUUUUUCAAAUGGAAAAGAAAAUCGCACGACUGUUCCCGGGUCGUAAAGCACAUACUCGAAAGUUACCAAGUGCUCAUAAGCAUUGACAUGUGGUUUUCGCGUAAAUUUGUAUUACGUGCAAGAUUCACCGCGCCUGUUGCUAAUGUAGUCGGUUUUUUAAAAAUAAGAAUCAUAUACAUUAUCGUUUUUGUAGUCGUCAAUUAGGCUCGUGAUAGAGCAUUAAUAUUUGGAAUGUGUUAGAUUCAUAUUGCCAUGAAUCUUUUAAGUAGCUGCGCCAAAAUGUCUCAAUGAAUCUAAUGAUAUUUUUGUAGUCCAAUUACAGUUGGAGUCCCUUACAGAUUAUAUUGACUUUGGUUAGGAGAGGGCGGGCUGUUAAAUUUCUGAUAUUUGUCACUGGUGAUGGAUGUAAGACAAGGGAAACCGCCACGACCAUUUUGAUGAGUACAUGAUAAUAGGUAUUUUGCUCAACUUUCAUGUCUUCUCAUUGGGUAAGCUGUGAGAGAUUCUACUGUACACAUGAGAGUAGAUAAAGUGAAAAAUAAAUAAUCUGUUAUUUUAUCGUAA